AAUAGUAACCAAACAAAAUUAAAUUCUUUUAUUUUCCAGAUAGAAAUAAUAGUUUCGUUUUAUUUGUUGUUAUUUAUUAUGUUUAUCUAUGAUAAUGAUUUAGUAAUUCGUGGUUCAGGAAUUUAUAAUGUAUGAAAAUUAUGAAGUUCAUCCAAAAACACAAGAGAGUUUUUAAAUGCAUUACUUUAUCAGUCAUGGGAUUUAGUGCAGGGUGGAUGUAUUACCAAUUGAAUCGAACAAGAUACACUUUAAACAAUGCCAUGGAUACUUCUGUUUUGGAAGAAAUGGAAAAAAAUAUUUCAAAUAAAGAAAGUGCAGAGCAAGAAAUUGUGCAUAUUAAACCCUUUAUAGAAUCCAAGCAAAAUAAUGCAAUAAGCAAGUUUUGUGAUACUUUAAAAUUUAUUUAUGCUAGACGUUUACUCGCAGUGGCAAAAAGCACUGAAAAAUACUUUAGGUUAAAGGCAAUUAAUCAACUUUCCUCAUUGAAUUAUUUAACUGAUUGGCAUUGCGAAUUAAUUGCUAACAUGGUGGAUCCUCACACUGCAGUUGCAUUAGCUCGGAUUAAACACACUGAUGAAAGAUUUUUCCUUGAGCCACCAUACAGAUAUCAUAAUUACGACAAAGACAUUCUAAUUAAUGCCAUGAGGGAAUUUUUAAUCACUGUAUAUGAGAAGUCACGACAUCCUUGUGUCGGUUAUUUUUUAUCAAAGGCUUUUGUUUAUGAACAUGACAGUAGUCAUAUAGUUGAUCAUGACACAUCAUGCUUAGAAUUAAGUAAAUUUAUUCAAACAGAAAAGGAGGUUUUGCCCUUAUGCCUGGAGUCUCUUCUCCAUCAUGUCAGCUUGGAAAAUUAUUCUACGGAUGUUGCCGACUUAAAUGGUUUGCCAUUACUUAUGGAAGUACAGAGGCGGUAUAAAGAUAACAUUAAUAUAACUAUUAAACUAUGUCAAAUCUUAUCUUAUAUGUCACUCCACAAGAAUCUUCUACAGUCCAUGUACACAUCAGGAUGGAUUGGUAUUCUUGCAAAAUGGACACACCAUGAGGAUAUCAGAAUAUCAGUACCAGCUGCAAAAGCUCUGGCAAAUUUAGAUAGAGAUAAUGAGGCCCAGUACUCCAGUUCCCUUUACUUAUUGCAUCCUUUACAUAAAUCUAAUUAUACUGAAAAUGCUGAUGUGGUAUUUAUACAUGGUCUUUUGGGAGGAGUUUUUUACACUUGGCGACAAAGAACUAACAAUAAGACCAAACAUAAACAAAAAGAACAUCUUAAGUUGUCAACUAAAGAAUAUAUUGAAAAUAUAAAAGACUUAAUUGUGCCAGAUGACUUUGAAAUUGUAUGGACUGACAUCCCAUUAAAUUCUAGUCAAAACUGUGCCGGCCCUUUCACAUGCGAAAGUCAGAAAAUAAAAGAAUAUAAGGCAGAUGACAGUUACACUUACUGCUGGCCAAAGGACUGGUUAGCAAAUGACCUUAAAAAUAUAAGAAUUAUAGGAAUAAAUUAUGAUACUAGCUUAUCAAUGUGGGCACCAUUGUGCCCACUUGAAAAAGAAAAGUUAACUUUGGAUGAAAGAAGUGAUAUGCUGGCUCAAAAGUUAUUGCAAUGCAAUUUAGGUAAUAGACCUAUUGUAUGGAUUACACACUCAAUGGGAGGUCUCAUUGUUAAAAACAUUCUAUCUAAGGCUUUCCAAAGCGAUAAUCCGGACCUAAAAAGGGUAUGUACCAAUACUAAAGGCAUAGUAUUUUACAGUACUCCUCACCAUGGUUCCAAAGCAGCCAGUUUAAAUCAAGCUGCAUCACUAGUCCUAUGGCCAUCUGUGGCCGUACAGGAACUGAGAGAAAAUUCACCAAAGCUAAAACAAAUUCACGAAGAGUUUUUGGAAAUGACAAACAAGAUUCCUAUGAAGGUGAUUACAUUUGUUGAAACCAAACCAAUAGUGGUGACAGCUAUGAAAUUUAAUUUUGUAUUGGUCGAGCCUCAAUCUGGAAAUCCUGGAGUGGGAGAAUAUUAUGAAAUUCCACAAGAUCAUCUUGGGAUUUGUAAACCUGAAAGUAGGUAUUCAUUUCUUUAUCAAAGGAUAUUGCACCUGUUAGAAGAAAUUACAAGUAGCAGCAGUUUUUAAUUGGAUUAAUUUGUAAUGAGUGUUUUGCUUAUUAAAACUGUAUUUGUAAUUCUGUGAACUUUGAUUAAAUCAAUUAUCUAGUUGGUAAACGAGCAAAUAGCAUUACACAUUAACAGGACAUACUUGAACAACCAAGCAUUUGUGCAUCAAUUGCACUUUUGAGACUAGUGCAAAAUACAUGUUAAGAGACAGCAAAAAACAUCUUUUACAACAUUUUGCCAGAAAAAUGAAAAAAAUUGACCUUGAACAGUAAGAGUCAACUAUGUUAAGCAAAC
Molecule: messenger RNA, 2392 nt
Organism: Cylas formicarius (sweet potato weevil)
Lineage: Eukaryota; Metazoa; Arthropoda; Insecta; Coleoptera; Brentidae
Product: protein SERAC1
Exons: 9
Coding region: 132-2117 (661 amino acids)
Source: RefSeq, a predicted model, not a curated record